Molecule: messenger RNA, 3720 nt
Organism: Boleophthalmus pectinirostris (great blue-spotted mudskipper)
Lineage: Eukaryota; Metazoa; Chordata; Actinopteri; Gobiiformes; Gobiidae
Gene: wdr44
Product: WD repeat domain 44
Exons: 20
Coding region: 418-3144 (908 amino acids)
Molecular function (GO): protein binding
Source: RefSeq, a predicted model, not a curated record
UCCUCUUCUCUUUGCUCUUUGGUUGAUGUGUUUUUUCCGUCUCUGUUUUGUUUAUGCGGGGAUCACUGGCUCCGUUAGGUAGAUUGACAGCUCCACUACACCGUAAAGACAGCUGCUUAUGAUAUCCUGAUUGGACUGCCCAACCUGUGCAAACUGAGUCUAAACAGAACCCGCACCGGUCAGUUGUACGUGGUUGCUGUUGAUACGGUUUGUUAGUUUAGCAGAAGCUAACGCACUCUGCGACUAUGACAUGACAAGAAGACAAGCGCAGUUUAACGGCAUACGGCUACACACCCUCCGGACUGUAAAGGUUGUUUUCUGAAAGAAGAAGCUCUAUGUUUCUAACGCAUAAGAAAGGGUAAAUUAUAGACAUCUGCCUGCAAACUUGGAUUAGCUUGGUGCUAAGUUCUUGCUAGCAUGGCGUCUGAUACAAGUGACACUGAAGAGUUCUACGAUGCUCCAGAGGACGUGAAUUUUACCCCGUCUCCAAAAGUGUCACCUGCAAAGUUUGUACUUCCCUCACCCAAGCUUGUACAGAGAUCUCCUAACACUGUAGAUGAGGAUAGCAGCAAAUCUACUCCGGCAGCUGCAAUUCAACAAGAUGACUCUCUUCAGAUCAUUGACAGUAUUAUAGAAGAGAGUCAAAAGGGAAGUGUUGGUGAGGUGGCUCAGCUGCUAGAUAAGCUCAGUGUUGAUGUAAGAGUGGAGCCAGAGCAAGAUGACGCGAGUGAAGCUCAGGAAGUUCCUGUGGAGAAAGUGGAGGCAUCAGGGAAUCCUCCACCUGUGGGGAGAGAGGAGGAACCAGCACAAGGUGCAGAGACAAACGGAGCAUGCUCAGACGCUGCACCUGAACCCAUGGACAUCCCAGAGUCUGCAGGAGCCUCACAGGAGUGUGUUCAGCCCCCAGAUAUUACCAGCACUUUAGGACAGCCUGAUGGGACACGCACAGGUCCAGAGUUGGAGCCCAGACCUGCAGACCUCUUAGACCAGGUGCCACUCUCAGACAAUCCUGCAGACUCUGAUCCAUCUGGGCCUUCUAAACCUCCACGACAGUUCACAGUGGAGCCGGACAUUGUAGCUAGCACCAAGAAGCCUCCUCCCUCACGUCCUCCGCCUCCCAGUGGAGGUCCACCCCCUCGGCCGCCUCCGCCAUCCAGACAAACUCUGCCUUCGAAAAAGUCUCAGGAAUCUCUAAGGCCAAGUGGACUUGAGGUGUCUGCAGUGAGCCCUCUCAGUCCUGAAGUCCCAGAGCCCUCUGGCCUGUUGUCUCCCAGCAGCACAGUGAGGAGUCUGACGAAAGACCUGCAGCAUUCUCUAGAUUUAGCCAGUGCCACAAGUGGGGACAAGGUGGUCACGGCACAGGAAAAUGAGGAUGAACAGCCUUGCUCUCAAAGUGGAAGUCCAUCCCAAGGCCCUCAGCGUCCACGAUCAAACUCUGGAAGAGAACUGACUGAUGAGGAAAUUCUGGCCAGUGUGAUGAUCAAGAAUCUGGAUACUGGAGAAGAGAUCCCUUUAAUCCAGGCAGAAGAGAAACUACCAGCUGGAAUCAACCCACUCACUCUGCACAUCAUGAGGAGGACCAAGGAGUACAUCACAAAUGAUGCUGCACAGUCAGAUGAUGAUGACAAACCAUCUGCUCCAAUGACAGACACGGAUGGAGGGAAACUGAAACAGAAAACGACUCAGUUAAAGAAAUUCCUGGGCAAGUCUGUGAAGAAAGCCAAACAUCUUGCAGAAGAAUAUGGAGAGAAGGCAGUGAACAAAGUUAAAAGUGUGCGUGAUGAAGUGUUUCACACAGACCAGGAUGAUCCGUCCUCCAGUGAUGAUGAGGGAAUGCCAUAUACCCGACCUGCUAAAUUUAAGGCUGCACACAGCUUAAAGGGACCCUUUGACUUUGAUCAGAUUAAAGUUGUGCAGGAUCUCAGUGGAGAACACAUGGGUGCUGUUUGGACCAUGAAGUUUUCUCACUGUGGGAGGCUGCUUGCAACUGCAGGGCAGGAUAAUGUAGUUCGUAUUUGGGUGCUAAAAACAGCGUUUGACUAUUUUAAUAACAUGAGAAUAAAGUACAACACUGAAGGUCGUGUUUCGCCCUCUCCGUCUCAGGAAAGUCUAUGCUCUUCUAAAUCAGACACAGAUCAAACUGCAAGCUGUGUCCCAGAAGACUUAGAAACCGAUGACAGGAGUGCUCCUUUCCGCCAGGUUCCCUUUUGCAAGUACAAAGGUCACACAGCUGAUCUAUUAGACCUGUCCUGGUCAAAGAACUUUUUCUUACUUUCUUCAUCCAUGGAUAAAACAGUAAGAUUAUGGCACAUAUCAAGGAGAGAGUGUUUGUGCUGUUUCCAACACAUAGAUUUUGUUACAGCCAUAGCUUUCCAUCCAAGAGAUGACAGAUAUUUCCUUAGUGGUUCUCUUGAUGGAAAGCUACGACUCUGGAACAUUCCUGAUAAAAAGGUGGCAUUGUGGAACGAGGUGGAUGGUCAAACUCGCCUCAUCACUGCUGCCAACUUCUGUCAAAACGGAAAGUAUGCAGUGAUUGGCACUUACGAUGGGCGAUGCAUUUUCUAUGACACAGAGCGCUUAAAGUACCACACCCAAAUUCACGUGAGGUCGACAAGAGGUAGAAAUAAAGUGGGACGCAAAAUCACAGGAAUUGAACCUUUACCAGGAGAGAAUAAGAUUUUGGUUACCUCCAAUGAUUCCCGCAUACGCCUUUACGACUUGAGGGAUUUGUCUUUAUCCAUGAAAUAUAAAGGUUAUGUCAAUAGCAGCAGUCAGAUCAAAGCCAGUUUUAGCCACGACUACUCAUUCAUUGUGAGUGGCUCAGAGGAUAAAUACAUCUACAUAUGGAGCACUUACCACGACCUGAGCAAAUUCACCUCUGUACGUCGUGACCGCAAUGACUUCUGGGAAGGAAUCAAAGCACACAAUGCAGUGGUCACCUCAGCUAUUUUCGCACCACACCCGGGGCUUAUUGUCCCUCAGGAGAGCGCUGCAGAGAAACCUGAAGCUGAGUGCAAAAGUCUAGACUCUACAGACUCUGAGACCAUACCCUCAGGUGCACUCAAAACAGAUCACACUGAGGUUUUGCUUUCAGCAGACUUCACUGGAGCCAUAAAGGUUUUCAUCAAUGUCAAAAAGUACUGAGCACAGUACAACCUGAACUCUGCUACUCAACGGUUGGCUCUCAAAAAGAGCAGAUCGUGAAACAACAGGGGAAAUAAUCCCUUGCCACAUUUUCCCAGGUUUCAAUUCCUUUGAACUGUGAACUGUUCUGACAUUUUGAACAGUGUUGUCGGAUCUAAAUGUUUAGACAUGGUUGUAAGUGUAUGAUUGUGACUAAACAAGUGUGAAGACUAAUUGAAUGGGCACCUUACUAUUUUCCCUCUUUUCAAAAGAUAUAUAUUUCAAAUCUACUUGUUUUGUGUUUAAAUGAUGUGAGGUGGUGGUGAUUUGGAAAAAAAAGUACCUGUUAAAUGUGCCUACAAAAUCCAGUUUUUAAAUUCUGUCCUAACAUUAUCAAACUAAAGAAACCAAUAGUGUAUGAAAUAUGAGCAAUUCAUCAUAAAUACUGUAGUUUCUGUAUCUGAAUUACUUUUGAUACAAACCUUCAAAAGCACAUUUCCUGAUUAAAGAACUGUACUUGUGUAAUGUUGCAUACUCACUGCUUUUGUAAAACAAAUGCUUUAUCAGUUUCCUCAAUAAAAGUUCUCACCAACGGGA